AUGGAGGCCAUUCCUACACUACGAAGAUAUGCUCUGGCACAAUGCCGACGCCCAAGCCGUUUUACGUCACCGAUUUACCUUGACUUCCUUGCCCCGACGGCCCUCCGGUCGCAACGGCGACAAGCGUCCAGCAGCGGGUCUACCGGAGCCCCGAAACCGCGAUAUGUCCUCAGCAGAAAGCAGCGCGAAUUCUUGGACAGUGCACUGCGCGUCAAUCAAGCUGGUGAACUCGCUGCGACCCUGAUCUACAAGGCUCAGAGCCCGCAGGUGGUUCGCUCCUACCCACACCUUCGACCCUUGAUGAAGCACAUGUACGACCAAGAAGCAGGCCACCUGAAGGUCUUCAACAAUCUUGUGGCUAAGCAUGAAAUCCGCCCGACUGCGAUGUACCCGAUAUGGGAGGUCGCAGCCACAUUCUUGGGAUGGUCGACCGCAGCCCUGGGUCGCGAGGCGGCGAUGGCAUGCACCGAAGCAGUGGAAACCGAGAUUGGGUCACAUUACAACGAACAAGUGAGGGAGAUCUUGAUGUGGGAGGCGGAUGCCGAGCGCCGAGGGGAGGAGCUUGAUGAGGAACUCAAGGAGAUGCUGGCAACCUUCCGGAGGAUUCGUGAUGAGGAGCUGGAACAUCUGGAUCACGCUGUGGCUAAUGACUCCAAGGAGGCCAAGCCAUAUGAUCCAUUGGUGGACGCUAUUCGUCUGGGUUGCAGAACUGCCAUCAAGAUUAGUGAGAAGGUUUAA
Molecule: messenger RNA, 738 nt
Organism: Penicillium canariense
Lineage: Eukaryota; Fungi; Ascomycota; Eurotiomycetes; Eurotiales; Aspergillaceae
Product: demethoxyubiquinone hydroxylase family protein
Exons: 1
Coding region: 1-738 (245 amino acids)
Biological process (GO): ubiquinone biosynthetic process
Cellular component (GO): mitochondrial inner membrane
Molecular function (GO): 3-demethoxyubiquinol 3-hydroxylase activity
Source: RefSeq, a predicted model, not a curated record